AUGCCUCAGUUGCUGCGAAACAUCCAUGGGAUCAUCGAGGCCUUUGGGCGCUACGCCGGGACUGAGGGCAGCUGCACCACUCUGACCCGAGGGGAGCUCAAGAGACUGCUGGAGCAGGAGUUUGCUGACGUCAUAGUGAAACCCCAUGAUCCAGCCACUGUGGAUGAAGUUCUGCGCCUGCUGGAUGAAGAUGCAACAGGAACUAUAGAAUUCAAAGAAUUCCUGUUUUUGGUGUUCAAAGUUGCCCAAGCCUGUUUUAAGACAUUAAGUGAGAGUGUCGGGGGAGCUUGCAAAUCUCAAGAGUCAGGGGUCCACCAUGCUGAGUUCCCAAAAGAGCCACAGGAAGGUCAUAAAGGUGGCACUAAAGUGAGACAGGAGGGCAAAGGCCAGCAUCAUGAAGGAAGCAGCCAUGGGCAGAGUGAGCAGGCUUCUCAACAGCAGGGAAGGACUGUGACUUGGACCCAGAGUCAGGACAUCAGCAGUGCACACAGGAACACUCCUGACGGGCAGGCCAAGUCCCAGGGACAGGUGCAGGUGAGCCAGCAGACACGAGUCAAGGGGCAUGUGGAGCAGACCCAGAAAGUAGGAGGCCAGGUGAGUCAUCAGACAGAGAGGAGGUGGGAAAGUCAGUCACAGACUAGCAAACGACCAGGUGAGGGCAUAACUGGAGCCACAUCACAGACCCAAAUGGGUGCCACCCAGACUGUGUCACAGGACAGGAACCACCAGACAGGAAGCUCCAACAUCCAGACACAGGGGUCCUCCUACAGCCAGGCCAGAGAGACGGAUGCCCAUAGUCAAGACAGGUGCCAGACUGGCCAGGUUGUGAAAGGACACAUGCAGUCACAGGCAGGGUCACACAGCCAGACUCUGGAGCAGACCAAGAGUCAGACUACAAGCCAUGUAGGGGACAGAGGUCAGGGACAGACCCAGACACAGACAAGCAGUGGCCAAAGAUGGACACAAGUAAGUGAGGCUGGACAGUCAGUUCUGGGAGGACAGGUCCAAAGUGGGGAAAGCAGUGGGACAGGCAAACAGGAUCAGAGCAGCACUCAGCCAAGUGUGAGUGGAGGGCAGGCAGAGAGACAGCCCACAGAAGUGAGAGAGGAGUGGGUGGAUGACCAUACAAGGGACGUAGUGAUCCGAAGCCAGGACCAGGGCAGCCAGCACACCAGCACUCCUUCAGUGUAG
This is a messenger RNA of Octodon degus (degu), 1191 nucleotides long. Its product is annotated as cornulin. Gene Ontology annotation, molecular function: calcium ion binding; transition metal ion binding. The transcript is spliced from 2 exons. The record is from RefSeq and is a predicted model, not a curated record. The coding region runs from base 1 to 1191 and encodes 396 amino acids. Gene Ontology annotation, cellular component: cytoplasm. NCBI's taxonomy places the organism in Eukaryota, Metazoa, Chordata, Mammalia, Rodentia, Octodontidae. Gene Ontology annotation, biological process: positive regulation of cell cycle G1/S phase transition; regulation of phosphatidylinositol 3-kinase/protein kinase B signal transduction; cellular response to cytokine stimulus.